Molecule: messenger RNA, 1260 nt
Organism: Penicillium waksmanii
Lineage: Eukaryota; Fungi; Ascomycota; Eurotiomycetes; Eurotiales; Aspergillaceae
Exons: 2
Coding region: 1-1260 (419 amino acids)
Source: RefSeq, a predicted model, not a curated record
AUGACCGCCAUAUUUUUGAACUUCAUCUUUCCAUUGGUGGUUCUCGGCGCGCCUUUCGUGACUGGAAUCAUUGGCCUCUUCUUUUACGAAUACGUUGCCAGCUCUGCUCGCAUUCGGCAUGGGUUCUCUGUUCUCACCAUUCUUCAUAUCUUCGGGGUGAUGUUAUUUCCUACCGUGAGCCCUUUUUUCAACUACAUGAUCGGGCUUAUGUCAAUUGUUCAUGCCAUGCGUUUCGUUGAAAUAUUCUUUGUCACCAACCCGCCUUCCUUGAAGCGACUUCAGAAAAUUGGCCAAUUAUACUACUGGGAACCCAUGCCCCCACCUUAUACUAUGAGCCGCAUCGUGUGGGCCCUGGAUUUGGUAUCCAAUUCUCGUGGAAUCGGUUGGAGACAUGGCCCUAUCCGAUAUCUCCCCUCUGGAUGCCGCAUUCUGGACGGACGCGGGGGUUCUCGACCAUUGAAUACAAGGGGAAUUCCAACUCCAAAUCCCCGCCAGUUCCUCUGGGUCCAGGUGCAAUGGAUAGUGCUGGCAUAUCUAUGGUUCGAUCUAUACAAUAUCAUCUUCGUCCGUGGGCAAGCCAGCCGUAUGGUUGAUGCUGUCGCAGACACGCUAAUUGGUGCACCUGUCAAUUACCCAGUGAAGCAAGUUCUCCAAACAUCCCUGGACUGUUUAAUCAAUAUUAUCAGCGCCCGAUUCUUCCUCGGUGGCAUGCAGGCCUUUUGGGGCCUGGUCGCAGUCGGCGUUUCCACGGAUACACUUGGGACUACUGCAGAUAUAUGGAUGUGGCCGCCAAUCUUCGGUGCUUUCAACCCGUUCGAAAGAAGCUUUCAAGGCCUUUGGGGCAAUUGGUGGCAUGACAUUCUCCAACGCCCAUUUUACUUUAUGACUGAAUGGCUCUUGCCCCCAAAUCCGUCCCAGACAUCAUAUCUCUGGACUAUUUUUGGACUCACCGGUGUCGUACAUGCAGUCGCAUCCUACGUCACUGUUCAAAAGGCCCUUCCUGCGGCACAGGUCUUGAUCUCGUUCAGUCUCCAGCCGAUCGCCACGGUUUAUCUCAAGGCCCCUACCCGGUGGAGGAUUUCCCAGUCACUAGGAAAACAUAAUUUUCUGCUUUCCAUUGUUUGGGUCACCGAGAGCAUCUUGUCAGCCGCCUGGUUCGUCUGGGGUCUCCAUUGGUUUUGGACUGACCCUGGCCUGGCCGCAUUCUUCACAUCCAUAUCACUCCCUUGUAGUGCAUUGCAGAUGACCUGCUCCUUUUGA